Molecule: messenger RNA, 3241 nt
Organism: Pelobates fuscus (common spadefoot toad)
Lineage: Eukaryota; Metazoa; Chordata; Amphibia; Anura; Pelobatidae
Product: transient receptor potential cation channel subfamily V member 5-like
Exons: 15
Coding region: 585-2894 (769 amino acids)
Biological process (GO): calcium ion import across plasma membrane
Cellular component (GO): plasma membrane
Molecular function (GO): calcium channel activity; protein binding
Source: RefSeq, a predicted model, not a curated record
AAGACAAGAGAGGACGAUUGGGGUAAAAAGCUUAGAAUUUCAUUAUGGGGCACAAUGUUUUGAGUGGACAGCUCUGGGAAUGAUGAGAAGAGGCAGGUAUUGGUGCCUGUUCAUUCAGAAAUCUAAUGCAUAUUGUAAACCGGACUCUCUGGUUACAUAGUAACUAAAAGGACAAUAGCAUUUUUUUGGAUCUAUUAUUAGAUUGUGUGUAAAUCGCUCAUCCAGUGUUCUAACCAAGACUUGUAAAGAUUCAUUGAAUAUGUGUCAAGGAAACCAAAAACUGUAACUCAAAGAGGACUACUGGUCUGCAGGGCUAACAGCCAAACUGAAGUGACUCCUUCUUGUAAGAAAUCUGCACCAAAUGACCAGAUGCAUUAUUUGAAUGUAAAGAUUUUAAUAUGAAUCCUAGAGAAUCUAUUGCAAGUUUCUUUGAUAACCCAGGUGUUUGGCAAACAUUAUCAUUUUUUGUGAGAAACUGUGACUUUUGACAGUCCCCUGGCUAUCUUUUGUGAUCCAGUAUAGUUUCAUUAGAUGUAGCCUGCAAUUUCUGAGAAAAUAUUAACACAAAGCCAUUGGAGAUCAAUAUGGCCCCUUGCUUUCAGAGAAACCUACAAGAACAUGCUUGUGAAAUUCACUUAAUCCAACAGAACAGAAUCAAUGAAAUCCCAUUGCUUCUUUCUGCCCAAAAGAAUCGAGUGAGACUGCUUAGAAAGCUUCUAGCUUCUAAAUCCACAGAUCCCUUUCAGACAGGUGCUGUUGGAGAGACUGCUCUGCACCUGGCUGUACUGUAUGACAAUGUAGAUGCAGUAAGAGUCCUCUUAGAAGAAGCUCCUGACCUUCUCAACCAACCUAUGACUUCAGAACUUUAUGAAGGCCAGACUGCUUUACAUAUUGCUGUGAUGCGACAGCAUGUAGUGAUUGCUCAGCAGCUGAUUGAAAAAGGAGCGGACAUCUCUAAGGCACGUGCUGUUGGAUCUUUCUUCAAACUCAAACCUACCAGCACCUUCUAUUACGGAGAACAUGUUCUCUCAUUUGCUGCUGCUGUGGGUAACGCAGAGCUGGUUCGUUUAUUACUGCAACAUGGGGCAAAUCCUGAAGUUAAGGACUCUCAAGGAAACACCGUUCUCCAUAUACUGGCAUAUCAACCAAACAAGAUGGUGGCUUGUCAGAUGUAUGAUCUGAUACUUUCUCACCACAAAGAGCAUUUUGGGUCUAGUUUAGAGGAUAUCUGUAACAUUGAAGGACUCACACCACUGAAGAUGGCCGCCACUAGAGGAAAUGUUGUGAUGUUCCAGCACAUUGUCCAGAAGAGGAGGCAUAUUCAGUGGACGUUUGGUCCUGUUAGCUGUUAUCUUUAUGACCUAAAAGAGAUAGACACGUGGGAAGACCACAAAUCCGUCCUCGACUUGGUUGUGUCAUCGAGAAAGAAAGAGUCUAGGCAGAUCUUGGACCUCACACCGGUUAAAGAGUUGGUUAAUUGGAAGUGGCAGCGAUUUGGGCGUUUCUAUUUUUGGUCCCUAGCACUGAUCUACGUCAUAUACAUGAUUUGUGUGUCUCUUUGCUGUGUCAACCGACCUCUUAAAGCCAGACCAGAAAAUGCUACUAACCCACGAGACAUCACCAUCUAUGUACAGAAAAACCUCCAGGAAGCAUACACGGAGCCUACAGACCUCACACGACUGGUUGGAGAAAUGAUUAGUGUCAUGGGAGCAAUCAUUAUUUUAAUACUCAAAAUCCCUGACUUUCUAAUGAUAAAAGAUGCCAGAUAUCUCACACAUGCAGUGCAAGGUGGACCAUUCACCCUCAUUAUUGUGUCCUUCCCCUGCAUGAUCCUGGUGACUCUUGUUCUGAGACUCACUAGCACCAGUGGAGAGGCGGUCCCGAUGUCUUUAGCACUAGUGAUUGGCUGGUGCUAUGUCAUGUAUUUUGCACGAGGAUUCCAGAUGCUUGGACCUUUCACAAUCAUGAUUCACAAAAUGAUUUUUGGAGACCUAAUGCGCUUCUGCUGGUUAAUGGCUGUCGUCAUACUAGGUUUUGCUACAACAUUCUAUGUUAUUUUUCAGACAGAAGACCCUUCCAAACUUGGGCAUUUUUACAGCUAUCCCAUGGCUCUUUUCAGCACCUUUGAACUGUUCCUCAAUGUCAUCAACUCUCCAACGAAUUAUGAGGUGGACCUUCCCAGCAUGUUCAACAUCAUCUACUUCAUCUUCACCAUCAUCGCUAACCUUCUGAUGCUCAACCUGCUGAUUGCAAUGAUGGGGGACACCCACUGGCGAGUGGCGCAGGAGAGGGACGAGUUGUGGAGGGCACAGGUUGCAGCCACCACAGUAAUGCUGGAAAGAAAACUCCCACAAUGUCUUUUGCCUCGAUCCGGUGUUUCUGGCAGGGAAUAUGGUCUUAAAAACCAUGCGUACCUUCGAGUGGUGGUAAGGAAGGACCCAAGUCAGCAUAAAAUCCGUCGUUACAUAGAAGCAUUUCAAGGACCAGAAAAUGAAAUUAAAGGACAUAAAGGGAACUCAGAGAAACCCAAAAGAGUGAAGAAUGUACAUUUAACCAAAGCGAUCAUUUGUAGCUCUCAUAUAAACCUUCCGACAUUCACAUUCACAGAAGCAGAGGAUGAUGAACCACAUCAAACUCCACAACCUCAAGCUAAAUUUUUAAAUAGAGGUGCAGUUUCCAUACAAAACACUCCAAGUAAGACAAUCCUCGAGUUGCCUCAAAUACAUAUAGAAACUAAAGAAUGUGACCAUAGUUCUUCAGAAAAUAGAACAAUUCCUGUGAGAAAGAUCAGUGGCCGUGGGUGGCAGAUUGUCAGAUCAGUCACCUUAGAAAGACUACGGGGUAUGAUGCCACAAAACAACACAGAGGACACAGAUGAGAUACACCAUGUGUGACACAACCUUGGUAACACAAAGGAAUGUGGAGACAGACUGAAAGUGGAAAAUAAUGUGUUAUAUGAAGGUCUCUAACAGAAGACACAAAGUACUAGACCUCAUCUCGCUAAAUAGAAUUCCCAGUAUUAUCUGAAUGGAGGAGAAAUAUUUAACAGCGUUAUAUGUUUUCACAUGGAGUAAUAUUAAAAUGUUACUAUCUAUCACUUGGAAAGGCAUGCAUGUGGCAUGCAGUGGGUUAAAUGUUUUGUAAGAGACUAUUGUCAUAAAUAGACACCUGAAAAACACAAACUUGUGAAAAGAUGGAACUUGGAUAGUGACGUAAUAAACACUUUUUGAAAAAAGUGUAA